Molecule: messenger RNA, 1038 nt
Organism: Fusarium venenatum
Lineage: Eukaryota; Fungi; Ascomycota; Sordariomycetes; Hypocreales; Nectriaceae
Source: RefSeq, a predicted model, not a curated record
AUGGCGAAAAAGAAAACGUCAAAGGAUGACAGAGCACAACCUCAUGUCGACGGUGUUCGACCAGAGUCACUACCACCAAUGAUACGACAGCUUACAGGGCUUUGGUUAAAUGAACAAGAAGUGAAGGAUAUAUGUCAGCAAUUCCAGGAAUCAUGUGUCCCAAACCGACAGGUCUUAUGGACCGGCAUGUAUCGUCAACAAGCCCAGAAAUGGGCCGAUCAACACAACUACCAGACAUUAACAACUGCAUUGGGACAACUUAUUAGCCCCUCAGACUCAAGUCUUCAUCAGAAAUCCAAGGAUACCGCCGGGUCUCCAAGAUAUCUUCAUGGGGCUUCUGUCAUUUUUGCUUGGUACAUCUCCCAGGGAGAUGUAGUGACUGUCCUAUCCCAGCCUCCGCCUCAGCGAUUCAACCCAAGCGGGCGGACGUAUUAUCAGACGGUUGAGGAGCCAAUCAUCAAAGGUCAAUUGGGUAACAGAGCUGUUACGAAGAUAAUAGUUGUUCAUCCCACCGUGAAAGGAAAAGCCUGUGAGUUCAUGUAUGAGAUUUGGCCACACGAUGAAGUCUCUUUAUGGACGAAAAGAUACAAAAUACCUAUAAUUACCAUACGAUGGCGUGUGACUAAGAAAGAAAAAGACUUGAAACAUAUGCAACUCCUCAAGGCACGAACCGAACUGAACGUGGCGUCAAAGGACAAACAGCUGUCCAAGAGUAGCAGUCCGCAAAAACCACCCAAGAAGAAGAAGAAGAAGAAUACUGUCAGUGCUGGUGUUGGAAGUCAAGACAUUGUGAAACACCCAACCACUGCCAAGGGAACUAUCAAGAGUCAGUCGCAGGCAGUUUUGCCUCCAGCGAUGGCGACGACGAAAGCUAUAAGAGAAGGGGGGAAGAAGAAGAAAAAGAAGCCUAAGAAAAAGGACGAGAGCCACAAACCAACGGUGCAGGUUUCCACGGUCAAAACUCAAAAGAAGAAGGUGUCAACGAAUGAGCCAGGUCAAAAGCUCAGAAGUCGCAGGUUUCUUGGGAAGCGCUCAUAA